AUGUCUAUAACAACUUGCCAGAAGGUUACCCUUAUAUCAUGCUCUGUUCUCUGUGUUUCUCUUUUCCUGCCCAGAAUGCUUUUACCCAGAGGAAAAAAGGAGAUGGAGCAGCCUGAGGUUGGACCUGGGUUCUACCCUCCUGUGAUGCAUCAGCUGUCAUUGCCGGACGACUCAGAGCAAUGGGGUGUGGACCCUUCAUACUCCAUGACACACAGUGCAGAGGCCAAGGCCAAAGUAAAAGUAAUCGGUCGAGGCAAAAAAUACAACCUGAUGGCUCAAGUGAUACCCAUAUAUGGCUUUGGGAUCCUUCUUUACAUCCUCUACAUAAUCUACAAGCUGACAUGUAAGGGGAAGACUUCUAAAACAGGAAACUACACGACAAUUCACAGGGAAAACAUGGAGAACAGGAUCAUGACAGAUUAUGAACUUGCCAGGCUUCAGGAGAGACUACUGCAAACAGAGAUGAUGAUGGAGAGGAUCGUCUCAGCAAAGGGCCAUGGAUCUGGGAGUGGCAGAAGGAGGAAGAGUAAAACUACAACAUCAAAGAAGGAGGAGAAAUUACUCAGGCAACUUCGACAGAUCACACAGCUGAUGCAAGAGGGCCGGCUGGAGGGGGCAUCCCCAGAGAUGGAGGCUGAGGAGGUUCCCUACGGUGCAGACUGGGAAGGUUACCCAGAGGAGACCUACCCAGAGUAUGAUGAUGAGCCCUAUGACGGGCAAAGAUUUGAUUCCAUUACGCUGGAGGAACCCCCCAGCCAGCCCACUGCUGAGGCCCUGGCAGAGAUGAUGGAACAACAGGAGGAAGAGGUUAUGGCAAGAAAGUUAUCAGUAGUGCAAGAGGAGGAUGAAGAAGAGGAGGAGGAAGACGGAGAAGAAGAGGAGGAAGAUGAGAAUGAAGAGGAAGCAGUGGAGGAAGCAGAGGAGAACAUAGAGGAGGAGGAGGAGGAGGAGGAGGAAGAGGAGGCGGAAGAGGAGGCAGAGAAGAGGCAGUUGCUCAGUCCUCGUUUAUCCCGGUCUGUAGGAGAAAGAAAGCAGGAGAGAGUUGGUUUGGAGGUGAGCAGAGAGCUGCAGUGUCAAAACGGAGGGAAGAAGCAAAUAACCUUCAGCGACCGCGAAGACGUGUUCCACUACCCUAGAGAGGGUACUUAUGAGGAGGAGGAAGAGGAGAAGGAAGAGGAAGUGGAAGAAGAGGACGAGGGGACAGAGGCAGAAGAGGAGGAGGAAGCUGACGAGGAGGAUCCAGUGAUGGAGGCCGAGAGCCUGCAGUUCAGCUGUGAAGGUUCCUUGAACCCAGAGGAGGAAGCAGAGGAGGAUGAAGAGUAUAUGUUGAUGUCAGAGCCUGUGGAGGGCGAUGGUCGUAUACAUGCAGACAUGCCUAAAGACGUUGGGGUGAGUGGGCUGAGGAUGCGCAACAGGAGGGAGACCUGAAGGCCUUUUUAAAACAUACAGUGAACUCAGUGUUCCUCACAUUGUA
This is a messenger RNA of Lates calcarifer (barramundi perch), 1474 nucleotides long. RefSeq names its product RIC3 acetylcholine receptor chaperone a (gene ric3a). Gene Ontology annotation, biological process: protein localization to cell surface; synaptic transmission, cholinergic. The record is from RefSeq and is a predicted model, not a curated record. Gene Ontology annotation, cellular component: neuron projection; neuronal cell body; intracellular membrane-bounded organelle. NCBI's taxonomy places the organism in Eukaryota, Metazoa, Chordata, Actinopteri, Centropomidae.